CAUCAAGUGAGAUUAACAUGUCAGAGACUCAAUUACAGGCAAGGAUUCGAAACUUAUAAAUAUGCUGCGAUUGACGGAUCUUACUUUACAUACCCUACAAUCCUGUCAUUCAACUUUUGCCCUAAGCCAGUCACAUCAUGCAUCUUUUCAAACGCGCCCUCGUGCUCUUCGGAGCAUUGCUCCCAGCUGCUCUCGGGCAUCCCAUGAUACAAGGGACGCAUCAAUCUCCAGAAAAUAUUCCCGGAAGAUACAUCGUUACCUUCAAGCACGGCUUGGAUAAGGCAAAGGUUGAUGCUCACACUACAUGGGCCAUGGACCUGCACAAACGCCAUCUCGAGCGACGUGGUCACGCAGACGAUGCAUUUAUUCCUAUUGGCAUUGAGAAAAACUACAAGUUCACCCGCUUUUCUGCGUACUAUGGGUCCUUUGAUGAUGUUACCAUCGAGGAAAUCCGGAAAAAUGAAGAUGUAGAGCACGUCGAACAAGACCAGAUCUGGUACCUCGACGCCAUCCUCUCCCAGGACAACGCUCCCUGGGGCCUGGGCAGUAUCUCUCACCGCGGCGAACCAAGCACAAGCUACAUCUACGACGACAGAGGCGGCGAAGGCACCUUCGGCUAUGUAGUGGACACGGGCAUUAAUGUCGACCACCGAGAAUUUGGCGGCCGCGCCAGUCUUGCCUACAACGCUGUCAACAACUCUGAUCAUGUCGAUACUGUUGGUCAUGGAACACAUGUUGCGGGGACCAUUGGUGGUGCUACGUUUGGGGUUGCUAAAAAGGCAAACUUGCUGUCUGUGAAGGUGUUUGCGGGAGAGUCUGGCCGGACUUCGGAUAUUCUGGAUGGGUUCAACUGGGCUGCUAAUGAUAUCGCUACGAAGAGGCGGACUGGCAAAGCGGCUAUCAACAUGAGUUUGGGUGGCGGAUACUCAUUCGCUUUCAACCGAGCUGUCGAAAACGCAUACGACUCCGGCGUUCUUUCCGUCGUAGCGGCCGGUAACGAAAAUAUGGACGCCCGCUUCACCAGCCCCGCCUCCGCCGAAAACGCCUUCACAGUAGCCGCCAUCGACCGCAACAACUCCCGCGCCUCAUUUUCCAACUACGGCUCCGUAGUUGACAUCUUUGCUCCCGGAGUCGACAUUCUCUCCGCCUGGAUCGGCAAUAGCACGGCUACUAACAUCAUCUCUGGUACAUCGAUGGCGACACCUCAUGCUGUCGGGUUGGCGAUUUACAUAAUGAGCCUUGAGAACCUAGAUGAUGCGAGUGCGGCAACUAAGCGGUUGAAGGAGUUGGGGACCAAGGAUGUUGUUGCGAGGACUUCAGGGAGUCCGAAUUUGUUGGCCUUUAAUGGGGGGGCUGGUUGGUGUUCGAUACAAAUACAAUGA
Molecule: messenger RNA, 1382 nt
Organism: Aspergillus ruber CBS 135680
Lineage: Eukaryota; Fungi; Ascomycota; Eurotiomycetes; Eurotiales; Aspergillaceae
Product: S8 family peptidase
Exons: 5
Coding region: 138-1382 (414 amino acids)
Biological process (GO): proteolysis
Molecular function (GO): serine-type endopeptidase activity
Source: RefSeq, a predicted model, not a curated record